This is a messenger RNA of Bipolaris maydis ATCC 48331, 275 nucleotides long. The record is from RefSeq and is a predicted model, not a curated record. NCBI's taxonomy places the organism in Eukaryota, Fungi, Ascomycota, Dothideomycetes, Pleosporales, Pleosporaceae.
CGCGGCCGUGGUAAUGCAACAAACGAAAGCCCUGGCCGUGGUACUCGUCGAGGUCGGUGGCCUAAAUCAAGUGCCCCCGGUCGUGGAAAUUCCAAUGAUGCAAAUUUCGGCCCAAGGAAUGAUGGUGGGAGAGGACGGGGAAGUGGAUCUAGGUCAACGAUCUCCGUUGGCGGAUUGCCACACCGUCAUAACCACACUACCAAGAGAGGGGGCGACAGGAACUGGACAUCCAGAAACUCUAGUCAGCCUGCUACCACGAACGGCUUCGACAGCUU